Molecule: messenger RNA, 1771 nt
Organism: Spinacia oleracea (spinach)
Lineage: Eukaryota; Viridiplantae; Streptophyta; Magnoliopsida; Caryophyllales; Amaranthaceae
Exons: 1
Coding region: 483-1346 (287 amino acids)
Source: RefSeq, a predicted model, not a curated record
CUCCUGUUCUAUGGAAAAGGUUGCUGUGUAACAACAAUGCCAGCCCUAAGAGCAUUUUCAUCCUUGCCAUCAUCUCAGAAAGCCUUUGUAGCUCAGAUAACCCAGAUAGUUGAACCAGUGACAUAUGCUCAGGCAUGUAGAGAGAAUAACUGGAUACUUGCAAUGGAGAAAGAGUGAGAGGCCUUGGACAAGAACAACACUUGGGAUAUUGUUGAUUUACCCAAGGAUAAGAAGCCCAUUGGAUGUAAAUGGGUGUUCAAGGUGAAGUUGAAGUCUGAUGGAUCAAUUGAGAGGUUCAAGGCAAGGUUGGUGGCAAAAGGAUACAACCAAAAGUAUGGGAUCGAUUUCGAGGAGACAUUCUCACCUGUGGUAAAAAUGGCUACAAUCAGGAGUGUCAUUGCACUAGCUGCAAGCAAAGGCUGGAAAUUCAAUUAGACGUGAACAAUGCUUUCCUCCAUGGUGAUUUGCAUGAGGAGGUUUACAUGAAACUUCCGGAAGGUAUUCCGAACCCAGGAAACAAAGUGUGUAGGCUGAAAAAGUCCUUAUAUGGACUAAAACAAGCAAGCAGACAGUGGUUCUCAAAGUUGACUCAAGAAUGGAAGAUGCAAGGGUUUGAACAAUCCAAGAAUGAUGACUCUCUUUUCAUCAAGAGAUCUGGUUCUGACAUAACCUUGGCAGCAGUGUAUGUAGACGACAUGAUUCUCACUGGAACAGAUCAUAAAGUCAUCUCUGAUCUCAAAUCUCACUUACACAAGACAUUCAGCAUCAAAGAUUUGGGUAUUCUGCAUUACUUUCUUGGAAUUGAGGUUGGAUAUUCUUCGGAUGGAAGAACUCUGACUCAAGGAAAAUUCACUAAUGAGCUUCUACAUGACAGUGGCUUAGAGGAUUUCAAACCUGUUGCAACUCCUUUGCCCCUACACUUGAAGUUCUCACUUGAUGAAGGUGAAUUAUUUGCAGAACCAGAAAAGUACAGAUGCUUGGUUGGUAAACUGCAUUUUCUGGUUAACACCAGACCUGAUUUGGCAUACACUGUGCAGACUUUAAGUCAAUUUAUGCACCAACCAAGACAACCACACUAUGAUGCCUUGGUUCAUACUCUCAGAUACAUCGCUGCAACUGCAGGGCAGGGAAGAAAGUGGAAAGGCAGUGAUGAAUUGAAAUUGCAGGCCUUUUCCGAUUCUGACUGGGCAUCUUGUCCCGAUACAAGGAGAUCUGUGACUGGUUAUUUUAUGAUGCUUGGCAACUCUCCCAUAAGUUGGAAGUCAAAGGAGCAACCUACUGUGAGUCAUCAUCUGAAGCCGAAUAUAGGGCGAUGGCUUCUGCUGCCUCUGAAGUUGCCUGGUUAGUCAGAUUGCUUGAGGAGAUUGGAGUCAAAAAUGGGAAACCUAUCACGCUCCAUUGUGAGAACCAAUCAGCACUCUACAUUGCAAAGAACCCAGUCUACCAUGAGCGCACUAAACACAUCGAAAUAGACUGCCACUUUACACGUGAGAAAGUUCUGGAAGGUCUGCUUCAGAUGACAUACUUGCCAACUAAAUUGCAACUUGCUGAUAUACAAGGUUCUGCCAUCACCACAGUUUUGUCUACUCAAGUCCAAGCUAGGCAUGUCUGAUACAAGCCCCAGCUUGAGGGGGGGUGUUGAAUCACCUAGUCCAAUCCAAUAAUGUUGAUUGGGUCAGCCCACAAGUCGUAACAACUUUCGGUUACGAACCCGCCAGCUCAGCUCUUUGUCUUAGAGAGUUUGUUAGAUGAAAUUAGUUAUUACUGCUCA